CAUACCCGCACGAACAAAUACCCUCGCAUCUACGCACGGGUCAUUUGCAAACAACUAAUGUGAUGUUGAAAGAUGUGUCGCUGUUCCAGUCUGGUCAGCCUUGCUGCUGGACGCCUAAUGUGGCUGUGUCCCUGUGACACAUGCAACCAAGGCACUCCUCAGAGACCGAUGGCGUCAGUCCACUCGCACCCGAGCGCAAAGCAUCUUGCGUCGCGCGAGGCAGGCCUACGAAUUAGCUAAGCAUGCCGCUUUGCCGUCACCAUGAGCUUUGGAAUUAGCAUAGGCGAUCUCUUGAAGCUGGGCGAGAUUGCCGGUCGUGUGUACAAGAACUGUCGCGACUGCACGGGCGACUACAAGUCGCUCACGACCGAAGCGCGCAGUCUUACGAAUUUAUUGGACGAUAUCCAGGAUAAGUUCGAGAAGAUACCCCCGCAUAAGCGCGAGCAACUCCGCGAAGCAUACGACCCAUGCGUCAACGUGCUAUCCGAGCUUGACAAGUUGCUCGAGCAUUACAACUCGCUCGACACAAAGAGCAAACGCGCGUGGGACCGGUUGAAAUGGGACCCAGAGAAAUCUAGAAGUCUGCGAGAACGUCUUGCUUCGAGCGUGGCGAUGCUCAAUGCAUUCUACAUCUCGGUGAUACACGAUAACCAGGUGUUGAUACUCGAGGCUCUGGAGCGGCUGGAGUUAGACUACAAGGGUGGAUGCCGCGAAGAGAGCAUCGCUUCGAUUGAACGCAUUGCUGCCCAAGACGGCCAGGAGGAGGAGGAUGAUGAUGCGGCUUGGUCUCAGAUCAUCCGCGACCUCGAAGAUGUUGGUAUAUCUCAGCAAGUGGCAUUCACCUACCAUGACUUCGUUGUGGAUUGGUUCAUCAGAGCUGUCAACGAAGGCAGACUGCUGGAGGAGCGCAGGGAUCCUGAGAGCCUGAACUCAACACGGCGGUCUUCUGCAGCCUUCCAAGUAGACUUCCUUUCUUCGUCGCUUGCCGCGACAACUUUGGACACCAAGUCUGAUACCGUCCACACAGAGGUCCUCGCGCAACCCACCAUCAUCAAAACCCUACACAGAACAGAUUCUUCCAACGCACCAGAACUGUUGCAUGUUAUGGAUCCUCUCACUGAGAUCUACAAGGAGGCAUAUCUUCCAGACCCAUCUCAUAGCGCUCCAGAGCCCGUCCACGUCUCCUCGCCAUCUGACCUAGCUCCCGAGCCUAUGCACGGAAAGAAUGGAGAGCUCUCGACUGGAUUCUUCUGGCCCAGCAACUUGGCCUCGGAAGCACCACAACCUGUCUCAUCUGUAGCACCCUCCAAUCUUCAUGAGACGGCACAGCAGAUAGUAGCAGCAUGGACUAGACGCGACUUCCCCACUGCGACAGAGUUGUUGGAACAACAGCUUGCCGCUGUCGAACUCGGCUUCGUCACAUCGAACGGUCUGCAGCCUGAUCGCCGCGUGCUAAGACACUGCAUCGGCGUGUGUGCUUCGUUCGGCGGUAACUUUACGAAAGCAAAGCACUUCUUCGAGAGUGCGUUCAACGGGCUAUACUUGAUCAAGAACCUGGACGAGGGCGACAUUGCGGCAGCACGCUGGCUGGGCGAUGUUUGUCUUCAACUGCACGAAUUCCACAACACAGUCCUGGCCUGGAGCGUCGCUCUGGAAGGUUCGAUUCGGCGCUAUGGAUUGACGCAUGAUCGCACACGGCAUCUGGUUCAGGAGAUGCUCAAGUUGGACGAGUGGGUGUCCGCAUUCAAGGAUAUCAACGGGUACUUUCUCGCAAACGUGGAUCCGACCGACAUUUUCUCGAGCACCCACGCACUGGAGAAGAGCGAUCUAGUGCGCGCAACGCAAGCACGCGUUACUGAAGGACAGCCUCGGUCGAGCCAGGCCAGAUCAGGUCGUCCUACAGCGGCGCUCCGGCCCCGCCCACGUUUGGAGAUGAUUCCAGCCGAAGCGUUCUUCACCGCUCCACUGGUAUCGUCUGGAGCAUGGCCGUUGCCGUGGGACGCAACCUUCUCCCCCAUGGCAGUUUUUCAGACGUACUGGUAUCUCAAGCUCGCGGAACCGGUUCAGUCCGCGUUGUCUACCCGCCCCCUUCGCUGGAAAUCCCUUGGGGAAUCCAAGAAGCUCGACUAUGUUACCAAAGCCGGCAGUGCCUGGCUCGUCGAAACAGUCAAGGCCAUCUUGCGUGAGCUGGAGAUUGAGCACGCGGAGCAUCCCGAUGAAAAUGCCAUCGUUUGUUGUCUAAAUAGGGACCACGACGGUGUGGCGUCUUCUGAAGGCGUUUUGAUUGGCUUCUGGAAGGUGCAAUUUCGCAAUGUGUGUGGCGUGAAGAUCUCCAACGUAAAAUGGUCCACGCGAAAGCCACCUCCCAUGUACGGCACGCGGUCGCUGAUGGAUUUCGAUGCGCCCGUUGACACGCUCGAAAUUAGGGACACUAUAAAGGAGAUGCUGGAGCUUGCGGAGAAUCGGCCACACGUUGCAGCGCCGAUUGAUGAGAAGGCCAGUGUGCAGUCCAGCUCGCGAUCAUGGAAGCCCUGGGGCAGCUCAAAGGCAACGAUGUCUUUGUCGUGACAUGCUUCCCAAUCUCCUCUAGACAAUGAUUAAUGGAGAUCGUCAUUUCGGAUUCGGCUACAGUCCACAUCGUCUGCAGUCGAGACCUGACGGCCGGUCGGGAAGGGUGCGGCGCGUGUUGGCUGAAACGCUCGCUUGUUCCCCACACGCACAUCCGAUCGUUACCAGGCGAUCCAAAGAGCAUCGUCAGCCACCU
Messenger RNA from Boeremia exigua, 2764 nucleotides. RefSeq lists its product as uncharacterized. The record is from RefSeq and is a predicted model, not a curated record. The transcript is spliced from 2 exons. The coding region runs from base 262 to 2568 and encodes 768 amino acids. NCBI's taxonomy places the organism in Eukaryota, Fungi, Ascomycota, Dothideomycetes, Pleosporales, Didymellaceae.